Molecule: messenger RNA, 1284 nt
Organism: Ruditapes philippinarum (Manila clam)
Lineage: Eukaryota; Metazoa; Mollusca; Bivalvia; Venerida; Veneridae
Exons: 2
Coding region: 14-1204 (396 amino acids)
Biological process (GO): mannosyl-inositol phosphorylceramide biosynthetic process
Molecular function (GO): mannosyltransferase activity
Source: RefSeq, a predicted model, not a curated record
UUUCCAAAUAUUUAUGUAUCCGAUUCCAUUUGUUGUUUCAAAAAAUAAAUCAAAUAUGAAUAUACGAAGAGUCGCAACUCAGAACGUGAUUUUAUUUUGCCUGAUAAGUUGUUUGUGUAUUUAUUAUGUAUACCAAUAUUUCAAGAUAGAAGAGUUGAUGGAAAACAUUGAUGACGAGUUUGAGAAAGAAAUGCAUCCUAGGAUGGAUGCAGACGAGAAUUCAGAACCAAAGCCACUUGCUAACACUGUCGAUAAACAUCUUGUGUACCAGCCUAACACAGAAGUUGAGUUCCCAACCGAUAUUUUUAGCAGUACUAAAAUACCACACAUAAUUCACGUGGUGUUUAGAAACGCCACCAUACCAUACGGGUUUGCUCAUUAUCCGAGGUCAUUCUACAUAAAUAACCCAGAAUGGGAAUUCAGAUUUUAUACGUUUGAUUCCGGACGAAAGCUCAUAGAAAAGACACAUCCGGAAUUGCUGCUAAGCUUUGACAGCUGGACUGGUAGUCCCGACAACGACGAAAAAAGAUCGAAUAUGAUACGACACGUGGCUUUGUACGAAUACGGUGGAGUCACAGCGGAUCUUGAUGUUGACAACUUACGGUCUUUAGACAUUGCCACUAAAAAGUACGGUUGCAUAAUUCCACCAAUACCAUUUGAACACAGUUCCGUUCUCUACAAUUUUGAUUUAAUUCUAAGCACUUCUGUAAUGCUGUGUAGACCAAAACACCCUUUCUUUAAACUUUUACUAAAGCGAAUGGAAAUUGUUGACGGUGAUUUAAAAGCCUUUGAUGCCAGUGGCGAUGGACACAUUACGCGAAUCUACAUAGAAUAUAACAAUCUCAACGGAACAGACAUGCGCAAGAAACACAUAAACGCCAAAUCGAACUCGCCUUAUUUCUAUAAAGGUGACCGGGAAGAGGACGACGAAGACGCUGUUUAUGUUCCUAACACGCAAUAUUUCACAGACUCUAUAAAUCCCCAGCUACUUAACAAGAAAGGAACAUUGAAGGAAUGCUCCGAGAGAGAUUCAUUGCAACCAUAUCUAACAAAGCGCGCAUGCGCAGAAUUUGAAAGUCGAAGAGAACUGAGAGCUAAACGGAAGUACGCAUUCACUUCAAAAUUUUGGUUUGACAUUUUUGCGAAACAUUACACUCCGAGGGUGAUUCACAUUAAAAAGAUUAUUCCGAAAAUAAUACUUUAAGAACUAGCAGCGUGUAGUCUUGUAACUUAUAUAAUUUGUGAAAAACAAAGCUUCAGAUAAUGUUUUGCAGACAAAAUUAG